UGAUUCUCUGGUGGACUCUCUCCACCGACAACUCUAUGGUUCCUGGGAGGUCUGGGAGUCCGAGUUUCAAAACCGUGGCGGGAACAUGGCUGCGCCCGCUGUCUUCAGGCCCGGCUUCUCCCGAGUGGGAGGGCGGUGGGACGGCGGUCUGCCCUGAACGCCCCAGAAGAAGAAGAAAAGGAUCGCCAUGAACCUCCUGCGCCAGAGUGGGAAGCGGCGGCGUUCCGUCUCGGACUCAGACUCGUUCUCGGCCAGCGGCGAUGACAGCCCCGCCAGCGCCCGGCUCCUCGCGGGGCCCGUGCUGAGCCCGCCUCCCGGCCUCGGACGCAGCCUGCAGGACCGCGGGGGCCGUGGGCGAGGCGCAUGCGGACAGACACUUCCUGAUGAUGAAAUUGACAAGCUGCUGCUGGCCAACUGGGGGCUCCCUAAGGCGGUUUUGGAAAAAUAUGACAGUUUUGGUGUAAAAAAGAUGUUUGAAUGGCAGGCAGAGUGCCUUUUGCUUGGACAAGUCCUGGAAGGAAAGAAUUUAGUUUAUUCAGCGCCUACAAGUGCCGGGAAGACGCUUGUUGCAGAAUUACUUAUCUUGAAGCGGGUUUUAGAAACGCAGAAGAAAGCUUUAUUCAUUCUUCCCUUUGUUUCUGUGGCUAAAGAGAAGAAAUACUAUCUACAGAGUCUGUUUCAGGAAAUAGGAAUAAAGGUGGAUGGUUAUAUGGGCAGUAGCUCUCCAUCAGUGCGCUUUUCUUCCGUGGAUAUUGCUGUUUGCACAAUUGAGAGAGCCAAUGGUCUGAUCAAUCGUCUCAUAGAGGAAAAUAAGCUGGAUCUGUUAGGAAUGGUGGUCGUGGACGAGUUGCAUAUGCUGGGAGACUCUCAUCGAGGGUAUCUGCUGGAACUUCUGUUGACCAAGAUCUGUUACAUUACACGGAAAUCAGCCUCCUGCCGGUCGGAUUUAGCCAGCCCUCUGUCUAAUGCUGUGCAGAUUGUGGGCAUGAGUGCCACUCUUCCUAACCUGCAGCUUGUGGCUUCGUGGCUCAAUGCUGAGCUCUACCACACUGAUUUCCGGCCUGUACCACUUCUGGAGUCAAUAAAAAUUGGAAAUGCCAUAUAUGACUCUUCAAUGAAGCUUGUGAGAGAAUUUCAGCCCCUGCUACAAGUGAGGGGAGAUGAGGACCAUGUUGUUAGUUUAUGUUAUGAGACUGUUCGUGAUAACCACUCAGUGUUACUUUUCUGCCCAUCAAAAAAAUGGUGUGAAAAGUUGGCUGAUGUCAUUGCCCGAGAGUUUUAUAAUCUCCACCGUCAAGCGGAGGGAUUGGUAAAACCACCUGAAUUUCCACCAGUGAUUCUGGAACAGAAGGGACUCCUGGAAGUGAUAGACCAGUUGAAACGUUUGCCUUCAGGACUGGACUCUGUGUUACGAAAAACUGUACCAUGGGGAGUGGCAUUUCAUCAUGCAGGCCUUACUUUUGAGGAGAGGGAUGUCAUUGAAGGAGCCUUCCGUCAAGGGCUCAUUCGAGUGUUGGCAGCAACUUCUACUUUGUCUUCUGGGGUGAAUUUGCCUGCACGUCGUGUGAUUAUUCGGACUCCUGUUUUUAGUGGUCGAACUCUAGAUGUUCUUACUUACAAGCAGAUGGUUGGUCGUGCUGGCAGGAAGGGUGUAGACACAAUAGGUGAGAGUAUCUUAGUUUGUAAGAACUCUGAGAAAUCAAAAGGAAUAGCUCUACUUCAAGGAUCUCUAAAACCUGUUCGUAGCUGUCUGGGAAAACAAGAAGGAGAAGAAGUAACUGCCAGUAUGGUUCGAGCUAUUCUGGAGAUAAUAGUUGGCAAAGUGGCAAGUACAUCACAAGAUAUGCAGACUUAUGCGUCUUGUACAUUUUUGGCUGCAAGCAUGAAAGAAGGAAAGCAGGAAAUUCAGGGAAAUCAACCUUCUGGCGAGCUUGGAGCAAUUGAGGCCUGUGUGAUAUGGCUCCUCGAAAAUGAGUUCAUCCAGAUUACAGAAACCGGUGAUGGAACAGAAGGAAAGGUAUAUCAUCCAACACAUCUAGGUUCAGCUACUCUUUCUUCUUCACUUUCUCCAACUGAUACCUUAGAUAUUUUUGCUGACCUCCAAAGAGCAAUGAAGGGCUUUGUUUUAGAAAAUGACCUUCAUAUUGUUUAUUUGGUAACACCCAUGUUUGAGGAUUGGACUACUAUUGAUUGGUAUCGAUUUUUCUGUUUUUGGGAGAAGUUGCCAACUUCUAUGAAAAGGGUGGCAGAGCUAGUAGGAGUUGAAGAAGCGUUCUUGGCUCGCUGUGUGAAAGGAAAAGUAAUAGCCAGAACGGAGAGACAGCACCGACAAAUGGCCAUCCAUAAAAGGUUUUUCACAAGUCUUGUGUUAUUGGAUUUAAUCAGUGAAGUUCCCUUAAAGGAAAUUAACCAGAAAUAUGGAUGCAGUCGUGGACAGAUUCAGUCCUUGCAGCAGUCAGCUGCUGUUUAUGCAGGGAUGAUUACAGUAUUUUCCAACCGCCUGGGUUGGUACAACAUGGAGCUUCUACUCUCCCAAUUUCAGAAGCGUCUUGCUUUUGGCAUCCAGAGGGAGCUGUGUGACCUGGUCCGGGUAUCCUUACUUAAUGCUCAGAGAGCCAGGUUUCUCUAUGCUUCUGGCUUUGUCACGGUGGCAGAUCUUGCUAGAGCCACUGUUACCGAGGUGGAGGUGGCUCUGAAAAAUGCUGCACCUUUUAAAAGCACCCGAAAGGCAGUGGAUGAGGAAGAGGAGGCAGUCGAAGAACGGCGGAGUUUGCGAACUAUGUGGGUGUCUGGAAGAAAGGGAUUAACUGAAAGGGAAGCAGCAGCCCUUAUAGUGGAAGAAGCUAAAGUGAUUCUUCAGCAGGACCUAGUUGAAAUGGGAGUGCAGUGGGAGCCAUAUUCUCCAUUAAGUUCUGAUAUUCGUUUGAUGAACAGUAGUAAGUCAGAUGUAAAAGAACAUACAUCCCAUGCUAAGAGUUUUUGUAAAAAAUUAACAUCAAGAAACAGAAGUAGUACAAGCUUCAGUGAUUCACCAACUAGAGUACACAAUUUGCAUAAAAGUAGAGAUCAAGCAAAUUCCUUUUAUGGUAAGUUGCAGGAUGGGAAUCAAGAACAUGAGAGGCAAUCCGUCUUCAGAGUCAGAAAGCGGGCUUUUUUGGAUAGAGAUAGAGAGAAGUCAGGAAAUCCUUUGUGUGAGGAACAAAUAGGCAACAAGAAAGUUGUUCAGACUUCUUCACCUGACAAAAUUGAGAAGACAUCUGUGUAUUCAGGAAGUUCAGGCAAGAGCACAGCUUUUCGAAUCUUGAAACCUAGAAAGCAGCUAAAACGCUCCAGAAACAGCAGGCCUGUGGAAGACUCUGAGAUGCAGAGAAGUGGUGUGCGAGGACAAACUACGUCCAGUCCUUUUUGUGAAGAUUCAUUCACCUUCAAUGAGAAGAAUAUGGAAUUUAGAAGUCCAGGGUUAUUUCCUGAAAAUCUAUCUUUGGAUGCUAAGGAAAAAUGUAAAAGAAAAUCUUUUCCAUUACAAACAGAGCAGAGUUGCUCAAAAAACAGAACAAUAUCUAGUGGCACUCCUGGGGCAUGUUUUGUCACAGGAUCCCAAAGGAAAAAUGUGACUCAUCAAGAUGCCAUUAAUUUGGUAAGGGAACCUGCAAGGGGAUCAGCUGCUGUUGGGACAGAGGAAGGAAAUGGAGUGCUGAGGCAGAGUCAUCCAGAAAACCAAAAUGGUUGUGGGAAGCACCAUGACACCCUUCCAACUAAGCAGUGUAUGGAAGAGCAUGCUGAUAAGCAGACAAACACUGAUACCAAACACGGAGAUGCACGAGAGAGACACAUGCCCUGCGAGGCAGUCAGUAAUUGGACAGAUAGAGAUUCCAGUGGUGCUGCUACCACGUGUCUGAAUAUGAAGGUUAAUUCUGAGAAGACACCAAGUCAUUUUCUUGCCUCAGGAGAUAAAGGAAGCACAACUGAGAAACCCAGAAGAAUACUUCUGCCAGUUGGAACAUUUGGUAAGAUAGACCAACUGGAGAAUUUUCUGAAUUCCUCCAGAGUGCAAGGAAAAGCUGAUGUUUAUAUAACUAACCAAACUAAAAAUGAUCAUGUUCCCAACUUGGGUUUAAUUCCCUGUGAUUUUGAAGACAGUCUCUACCUCGAUACUCAGUCAGAGAGAAUGAUACAACAGGUGACAACAGAAAAUGCCAUGUUGGCAGCUCAAGGCAACAGUCUGGCCAGACAGAGUUCAGUGACCUCCCCGCAGAAUGAACUGGACACUGCCUUUUCUGGAGAGCAGUGUCCUCCAGGAGCAACUCAGACAGAUCAGUUGGACCUCAAGACCAUCGAGGUUAGGAAGCAAAGCACUGGUGCACAUGGUACUGACAACCAGACUCCAGAAAACCACACUUGUCAUUCUCCAGUACUACUGGAAGAACACAAACCUUGUUUUAAAGGGAAUGAACUCUCUGUUACUGACUCCCAAUUAACUAGUUUUCUUCAAGGUUAUCAAACGCAAGGAACUGUAAAGUCAGUUACAGUCCUGUGUCCUCAGAACUCUCCCAUUGGUGGAGAAGGAGAGAGCCCGCCAACUCCUGAAACAAGUCUAAAUAUGAGUGAUUGUUUACUGUUUGAUAGUUUCAGUGAUGAUGGCUUUAUAAAAGAACAGCCACUGGAGGUUCCAGCAAAAGAAUCCGUUCUCUCUGAUCGAACGUCAGAAAAUUGCAGAGGUUGUGUGAGUCCACAUCAAGAGGACCUCAUUGAAAAAAUGAACAAGAGCGAGAAUCAAGGUACUCAGCAAUGGGCGGCCUGUUUCAGCGAUGAAUCUGUUCUAUUUUCAGAAAUGGAUUCUAGCCAGAUGGUUGAGGCUUUGGACAAUGCAGACGGGUUUUUUGUCUCAGAAAAAGAGAGAGCUGCAGUAUCUCUUAGAACAUUGGAACUGGAUGAUGCAGGUAAGGAUCACUGCCCAAGAGAAGUAACUGAAGAACAAAGUGAAAAAAAUCCCAAGUCCAGGUUGUUUGGGGCCAGGCAAAAUGACUCAUUUUUAUGGUCAGGAGCAUCAUUUGAUUUAAGCCCAGGACUGCAGAGGAUUUUAGAUAAGGUGCCCAGUCCUCUAGAAAAAGAAACUGUGAAAACAAUGACUGUAAAUGUGUCUAGUUUGGAAGGAACAACAAAGCUAAAUGAGAAACAAGAACUGAUUUCACAUCUGGGGACAAGUCAAGUACAGGGAAUUUCCAUUUUUCCUAAUAACGAAGUUGUAAAUACCAAGGGUGAGCCACUGGAGUACAAUGCCCGGCUCAGUGAAGCCUCUUCCCUCUUGCCUGCUAAAGAAGGCUGUGCAGUUGAUGAUAAUGGUCUUGUUCCUCCUACUCCCAUCCCAACAUCUGCUUCCAAGCUUCCAUUGUCAGGGAUUCUUGGAACAUCUGUAAAACUUGAGAAAACACGGAGUGUUGUACCACCAUUUGACUCACCUUCAAAUAUAAACCAUAAGUUAAGUCCUGAACAUAGAAACGGCUCCAAAGACGACAGUCCUGUGAGAGAUACAAGGUUUUCAUUGCAGCUGUCGCAGGAUGAACUACAGUCAACUCAAGACUCCUGCAGUUCAGAAAGCUUCGCCAUAAUUGACGUGGCAAGUGAUCGAACUCUGUUUCAAACAUUCAUUAAUGAAUGGCAGUGCAAAAAGCGAUUCUCCAUCUCAGUGGCUUGUGAAAAGAUGAGACCUUCUAGAUCUGUUGCCAUUGGUGGUAGGUUUAAACAAGUUGAUUCAUCUCCGGAAACCUCUAGUGGAGCUGACGGAUUUCCAGUUCCAGGCUGUGAUGACAUGCUGGUGGUUGGCCUGGCAGUGUGCUGGGGUGGAAGGGAUGCAUAUUAUUUUUCAUUACAAAAGGAACAGAAGAGUUCUGAAAUCAGUGCCAGUUUGGCCCCGCCUUCUCUGGAUCCCAGCCUUUCUGUAAAUGAUAGGAUGGGGCAUCUUCAGUCCUGCCUGCAGAAGGAGUCUGCUGAAGAAUGUUCUGUUAUCAUCUAUGACUUCAUCCAGACCUAUAAAAUUCUUCUCCUGUCCUGUGGCAUCUCCCUAGAACAAAGUUGUGAAGAUCCUAAGGUGGCAUGCUGGCUGCUAGAUCCGGAUUCUAAAGAGCCAACUCUUCAUAGCAUAGUUACCAGUUUUCUUCCUCAUGAGCUUCCACUCCUAGAAGGGAUGGAGACUGGCCGGGGUAUUCAAAGCCUAGGGCUAAAUGUUAGCACCGAGCAUUCUGGGCGGUACCGAGCGUCCCUGGAGUCCAUCCUCACCUUCAACUGUAUGAAUCAACUUAGCUCUUUGUUGCUGAAGGAAAAGCUUCAAGAUAUUUUCUGUAAAGUGGAAAUGCCUUCUCAGUACUGCUUGGCUUUGCUAGAACUAAAUGGAAUCGGCUUUAGUACUACAGAAUGUGAGAGUCAGAAACAUAUAAUGCAAGCCAAGCUGGAUGCGAUUGAGACUGAGGCCUAUCAACUGGCCGGCCAUGGUUUUUCCUUCACCAGCUCAGAUGACAUCGCUGAGGUUUUAUUUUUGGAACUGAAAUUGCCACCAAAUGGAGAUCUGAAAAACCAAGGCAGCAAGAAAACUCUGGGUUCUACCAGGAGAGGGAAUGACAAGGGAUGCAAGCUGAGGCUGGGACGACAGCUCAGCACUAGUAAGGAUGUUUUAAAUAAAUUAAAGGCAUUACAUCCUUUACCAGGCUUGAUAUUAGAAUGGAGAAGAAUCACUAAUGCUAUUACCAAAGUGGUCUUUCCCCUGCAGCGAGAAAAGCGUCUGAAUCCUAUUCUUGGAAUGGAAAGAAUCUAUCCUGUUUCACAAUCCCACACUGCCACAGGACGAAUAUCCUUUACAGAACCAAAUAUUCAGAAUGUUCCGAGGGAUUUUGAGAUCCAAAUGCCAACACUAGUGGGGGAGAGCCCGCCUCCCGCAGGCCAAGGCAGAGGCCUGUUUCCCGAGGGCAGAGUACCAAAUGCGAAUGCAGGUGGCCUGAACCCUAAGCCCUGGGCACCCGUGGAUGACAGAGCCUCAGGCAGAGGCGUGCCGUUCUCAGUGAGCAUGCGACAUGCGUUUGUGCCCUUCCCAGGUGGAUUAAUGUUGGCUGCCGAUUACUCUCAGCUUGAAUUGAGGAUCUUGGCCCAUUUGUCGAAUGAUCUUCGUCUCAUUGAAGUAUUAAACACUGGGGAGGAUGUUUUCAGGAGCAUUGCAGCAGAGUGGCGGAUGAUGGAGCCUGAAUCUGUCGGGGAUGAUCUGCGGCAACAGGCAAAGCAGAUUUGCUACGGAAUCAUUUAUGGAAUGGGAGCUAAAUCUUUGGGAGAGCAGAUGGGCGUUAAAGAAAACGAUGCUGCUUGCUACAUUGACUCCUUCAAAUCCAGAUACACAGGAAUUAACCAUUUCAUGAAAGAGACAGUGAAGAAAUGCAGAAGAGAUGGAUUUGUUCAGACCAUUUUGGGAAGGCGUAGAUAUUUGCCAGGAAUCAAAGACAACAAUCCUUAUCAUAAAGCUCAUGCUGAGCGUCAGGCAAUCAACACAACAGUCCAAGGAUCAGCAGCUGAUAUAGUUAAAAUAGCCACAGUUAACAUUCAGAAGCAACUAGAGACCCUCCGCUCAGCCUUCAAAUCCCACGGUCACCGGGAGGGUAUGAUCCAAAGCAACAAAACAGGACUGCUACCCAAGAGAACACUGCCUGGGAUGUUCUGUCCCGUCCGAGGAGGCUUCUUCAUCCUUCAGCUCCAUGAUGAACUCCUCUAUGAAGUGGCAGAAGAAGAUGUUGUUCAGGUAGCUCAGAUCGUCAAGAAUGAAAUGGAAAAUGCCAUAAAACUUUCUGUGAAACUCAAAGUGAAAGUGAAAAUAGGUUCCAGCUGGGGAGAGCUGAAGGACUUUGAUGUGUGAUUGUGCAUUUGCUCAAGUCCUCUCCCACGUUCCUGACCCAAAAAGAGCAAGUAUUCCUGUUUCAUCUGCAUCUUGAAAACAAACUCUCAGGUCUGGAUGCACUUAGAAUAGAAAUGUGACUGUGUUUCAGAAUGUAUAUUAGGGUCUGUUCUGUGUUGUGCCAAAAACUUUGUGGGAAACAUACCAUGUUUGAUUAUUCUCUCCAAGAAUAUGAAUUUACCUUUUAUAAUUUAUUGUGGCUUUAAACAGAUCCAGAAUGUAUGCUUGAAAUCAUGCACUUAGCACUUUGCAUCCUCAUCUAACUGGACCAAGCAUGAAGAAAACUGCUCUCGGGCAGUUUCAGCCUUGCGUUGUGUUCUGGCACUCAUGUAGACCCCAAGUGGAGCACAAACCCAUUUAUACCACUGGUUAGAUCCUGGGUGUGAUUUCUACCCCCCUCCAGUGUCAACUUCAUUCUACUAUAAUAGGCAAUUCCAUUUUAAAAUACUAAUUAUGAAUUUUGUAAGACUGGGUACGGAUGAAACCUAGGAAUGUAAGUUCAUAAAAUUUGUUCUUCCUUUUCUCUCUCCAUCUCAUACAAUAUAUGUACUUGGAAUAUUAUUAUGCCUUUUCAAAAGGUAUCUUGUUUAAAACCAGAUGGUUUUACGUUUACCAGAUUUGAAAAGCAUCCUAUCAUGCCUCUUUUGUUGGUGGCUAGAUGGAAAUACUCUGGAAGAAGAGA
Molecule: messenger RNA, 8612 nt
Organism: Ochotona princeps (American pika)
Lineage: Eukaryota; Metazoa; Chordata; Mammalia; Lagomorpha; Ochotonidae
Gene: POLQ
Product: DNA polymerase theta
Exons: 30
Coding region: 188-7891 (2567 amino acids)
Biological process (GO): double-strand break repair via alternative nonhomologous end joining; DNA-templated DNA replication
Molecular function (GO): ATP binding; DNA binding; DNA-directed DNA polymerase activity
Source: RefSeq, a predicted model, not a curated record